Messenger RNA from Knipowitschia caucasica, 195 nucleotides. The record is from the annotation of a GenBank genome assembly. NCBI's taxonomy places the organism in Eukaryota, Metazoa, Chordata, Actinopteri, Gobiiformes, Gobiidae.
AUGUACCCCCCUAAAGCUUCCCCAAAAACCACAGAACAAACUCUGCAGGAUCCAGAGCACCACUACAGUCCUCCUCUGUGCACUUCUGAAUCUCUUCCGUCUUUUCUGCCUUUGAGCUGCAGCGGAGGCCCUGCCAAGCCGUUCGCCGUUCGCCGUUCGCCGCUCCAACCCUCCGCUUUGAACCGCCCCAAAUAA